This is a messenger RNA of Oncorhynchus kisutch (coho salmon), 767 nucleotides long. Its product is annotated as ictacalcin-like. Gene Ontology annotation, cellular component: cytoplasm. Bases 195 to 473 code for a protein of 92 amino acids. The transcript has 3 exons. Gene Ontology annotation, molecular function: calcium ion binding; transition metal ion binding; calcium-dependent protein binding. Lineage: Eukaryota; Metazoa; Chordata; Actinopteri; Salmoniformes; Salmonidae. The record is from RefSeq and is a predicted model, not a curated record.
CUACUUCACAUGAAGAAGAGAACAGAACAUUGCAGUUUCCAUUUCCAUCAGAUCAAGAGGGACAAGGAGAGGAAAGGGGAGGGGAGAGUGGGGUGUGGUAAUCAAUGUUUAAAACCAACAGCCCAUCCCUCUCUUCCUCACUCCCUCUCUCUCUCUUUCUCUGACUGUCCAACUCCUCGCACAACUUCGUCACCAUGUCACAGGUCCAGCAGGCUAUGGCAUUGCUCAUCUCAGCCUUCCACAAGUACUCUGGCAAGGAGGGCGACAAGACGACCCUGAGCAAGGGAGAACUCAAAGAUCUGCUCAACGCUGAGCUUGGAGAGAUCAUGGGGAAAAACACUGACCAGGCAAAGGUUGACAAGAUCUUCAAAGAUCUGGACGCUAACUCAGAUGGCAGUGUGGACUUCCAGGAGUACGUCACACUGGUGGCCUGCCUCACCAUGAUGUGCAAUGAGUUCUUCACCAAGAAGUGAAACAGCUCCCCCUGCCCACUCUCCACAGAACAGCAGCUCUUGCUCCAUGAGUGAAUUCAUGAUAAGAUUAGCAAGAUCCUCAAUGCAGGUUCAGAGGGACAGAGAUGUAGGUUUACACACAUACACAGAAAAAGGGUUGGGUUGAUUAUACACACCACACAUAGACAGACAGGUGAAGGACACAGACACUGACCUGUACACAUACAGACAUAUAGGCUACUAUCUCAUGAGAUGGAGAGGAAGCUCUUUGGUUUGUUUAAAAUGAAAAAUGAAAUAAACUAUUUUAAUAUGUUU